This is a messenger RNA of Argentina anserina (silverweed cinquefoil), 1370 nucleotides long. Its product is annotated as homeobox-leucine zipper protein ATHB-8-like. The transcript is spliced from 7 exons. The record is from RefSeq and is a predicted model, not a curated record. NCBI's taxonomy places the organism in Eukaryota, Viridiplantae, Streptophyta, Magnoliopsida, Rosales, Rosaceae. Bases 512 to 874 code for a protein of 120 amino acids. Gene Ontology annotation, molecular function: DNA-binding transcription factor activity.
UUUGUGCUUCCUCUGCGCGCACCUCCUUCCUCCCCGACUUUGUCUUUCUUCUUCCUUCUCCGGCCACUAUAUCUGCAAACCACCACCACCAUCGAAUUCACUACCCAAAACCAAGUCUUAUCUGCCCCCAUCGCCGUCUCUCCACCGCCUCUAUCAUCUGCUCCACUGCCCAGGUCCUCUCUCUCUCUCUCUCUCUCUCUCUCUCUCUAUUUGAGGGGCAUCUGACGGUGGAUCGGGAGCCGCUGUCUCAGUAGAUCUUCAGAUUUCCGGCCGAUUUGCUAGUUUCUCUGGUUUUGUUGAAUCAACGCCAGAGAUUUUAAGAAGCUUCAGGAUGCAAGGAUCUAUACUUGCAAUGGCCUAAUGAUGCACACAAAAGAAGAACUUGACAGGAAUCAAAGGUUUAUCUGGGGCCAAAGUUGAUAAGAUUUGUGAGGCUGCCGAGAAGAUAGUGAGAGAAGCAGAGGAAAGAGGCUUCAAGGUUGCAAACAGUGAACAUAAAAAGCUGACGGCGAUGAACAAGCUUUUGAUGGAGGAAAACGAUAGGUUGCAGAAACAGGUGUCGCACUUGGUCUAUGAAAACAAUUACUUCCUCCAACAGACUCAAAAUACAACUCUGGCCACAACAGACACAAGUUGUGAAUCAGUAGUGACAAGUGGUCAACACCAUUCAGCAUCCACCAAGGGAUGGGAAUUUAUCCAUUGCAGAGGAGACUUUAGCAUAGUUUCUUUCACAGGAUACUGGAACUGUUGUGGAGUGGGUCCAAUUGCCUGGUAUGAAGCCUGGUCCCCGGAUCCCAUUGGAAUCGUUGCUAUUUCUCACGGUUGCACCGUGCGUGCGGCCUGGUGGGUCUUGAACCUACAUGGUAAUUUCUGAAGAUUGAUCAAUGAUUGUUGUGAAAAUGCAUACAAGUCCAGACACAGCUUGCUCACACUCUGCUUAACUACAAAGCUUUGUCUUUGCCUCAAGUUAGGAUUGUCUUAACAUUCUGGAAAUCAUGCCAUCAUUAUGCAAAGUUUCGUUGUGGUGUUUCUUUAGAAGUUUUGCGUUUGAGUACUGAAAUGUUAAGUUUAUGUUGACUGUGAAUUUCUGUCAUCUUACAAAUACUCAGUUUGGUUUAAAGAGAAAUUAUAGGCUCCAAUAUGAAUCAUGGUAACCAAAAAAGUGGUAAUUGUGGGUUUUGGACUGCUGCAAUGCCUUGCCAAGUGAAGUGGAAUGACAUUAUUGCUUUUUCAAAAUUUGCAUCCCAUAUAUAUCUGGUCUUUUUAGCAUAAUAAUCUAGCAGCAAGCCUCAGAUUUCCUUACUGAAAUCUGCAGUUUUAUUCAAAUAUCAUGUUCUAUACAUCAAGCCUUACUGACUGCUUGUAUUAUA